AUGUGGAGUGUCCUCGAGAGCUACUCGGACGGCACUGACGAGAUGUCAUUGGUGAAGCGAUGGGAAGCCUUGGGUUGCGGCUCUGAGGGAGCAAAGGGGCUGGAGACCUUCGUGUCCAAAUUGGAAGGCCUUCGAGAUCAGCUGUCCGAAGUUCGGGGAGCUCCUGUCUCGGAUCUAGAGGCGAGGGCUCGACUGUAUAUGGGACUACCUCGGGACGGGCAACUACAUGUAGAUCGCUUGCCGAGAUUGUCAGUGGCGACAUACAGAGACAUGCUCCGAGAGUGCAAGUCCUGGGCUCAGCUUACCUUGAGAUAUGGGGUAGAGAGUCUUGGGAUGAGAUCGAUGGCACCACUGAAGUUACCUACCAAAGAUCACACCGGCCCUAAGAAAAGCCAAACCGGAGCCCAUUUGGCCGAGUUGCACAACGCGGAGAUCGACAGUAGGGCGAGAGCCCAGGUGUAUGUUAGCGGCCUACCCUUCCAUUGGACCUUUCGAGAGACGAAGGGUUUGAUCGGUGAGCUCUCUGGCGACUUGUCGGUGUAUGUUACCAUGUUGCCCAGGAAGGGCACUGCCAUCGUAAAGCUCAAGACCGAUGUUGAAGCUGAGAGAGUGAUACAAUUAUUGAACGGCAAGCAGAUUGGUGGGCGGGUUGUGUUGGCUAAGCACGAUAAGUUCGCGUAA
Perkinsus marinus ATCC 50983 is the source of this 681-nucleotide messenger RNA. RefSeq lists its product as hypothetical. NCBI's taxonomy places the organism in Eukaryota, Perkinsozoa, Perkinsida, Perkinsidae. The record is from RefSeq and is a predicted model, not a curated record. Bases 1 to 681 code for a protein of 226 amino acids. Gene Ontology annotation, molecular function: RNA binding. The transcript has a single exon.